Messenger RNA from Arachis ipaensis, 1117 nucleotides. The record is from RefSeq and is a predicted model, not a curated record. Lineage: Eukaryota; Viridiplantae; Streptophyta; Magnoliopsida; Fabales; Fabaceae.
AUGCAUUUGAUGACUAUUUGUCGGUUUGCCGAUUUGUUAUUCUCAUUUCCGGAUUUGGAAUUUGGUUCUUCAAGCUCAACUUUUAUUCUUCAUGGACUUGCCCUUCACGUCCCAUUUGGAGUAGUGAAAGCUGAAAGCUGCAUAACUGGGCACUUAAUUCAGGAAAGCGAUAGUGAGAUAGAAGGCCUUUAUGAUGCUGAGGAUGAACAUGAAAAUGAUUUAGAAGCGCCAGUAGAACCUGAAACUGUUGUUAAGAAGCCUCGUGAACCUUCGUUGUUUACCAAGGAAACUGAAGAGCAACUUUCAAAGAAGGAAUUGAAGAAAAAAGAGCUUGAAGCUGCUUUAGCAGAGCUAGGAUUGCAAAAAGAACCCAGAAGCCAGGCUGACUCCCAUGUCCUGGAAAAUUCAAGUGCUGAGAAGAAGGUCGAGGAUCGCAAUGGUGAGUUAGAAAAGAAGGAGAAUGCCACCAGUGAAAGCAAAAAUGCAAAGAAGAAGAAGGACAAAUCUUCAAAGGAGCAGAAAGAAUCGCAAAACCUGCCUGAUUCUGUGGCUGAUGGAAAGACAACUACGGAAACUGCUGGAACGGGGAAGGCAGAGGAUGCACCUGUAACUGACGUGAAAGAGCGGCAUAAGAAAGUUGCAUCUGUGAAGAAGAAAAAAUCAAGGAGAUGGAUGCUGCUGCUAGGAGUGCAAGGCUUGCCGUGGCAAAGAGAAAAGAUAAGGCGACUCACUACAAUCAGCAGCCUGUGCGGUAAACAGGCUGACAAGUGGCAAAGUACUUGUAUCUUCUCUUUGUUUAUCCUUUUGUUUUGGCCUUUAUAUUUUCAGUCUUUCCAUUAUCAUAUAUGGGCAUAUGCUCUUUGUUCAUUUGCAAAUGCAAAAUAAACAUCGAUAGCGGCUUUAGAUAAAUUGACUAUGAGCAAAUUUAUAAUUUUACAUGAGGGAAAAUAGGAGUAUAUGAAUCUUUCACUCUGGUACUCUAUGUGUACUUAUCAAAGUUUUGAAACAAGAAGGUAUAAUCCAUUUUUCUGUCCCAUUUGUUUCAUUGUAUGCGCAUCUCCGAGAAAAUUCUUGAUGAUGUUCAUCUGAUAUGCCGUUAGAAUACAUCAACGCAUUU